Messenger RNA from Armigeres subalbatus, 986 nucleotides. RefSeq lists its product as uncharacterized. Lineage: Eukaryota; Metazoa; Arthropoda; Insecta; Diptera; Culicidae. The transcript has 2 exons. The record is from RefSeq and is a predicted model, not a curated record. The coding region runs from base 152 to 754 and encodes 200 amino acids.
CCGGCUGUCAACCUUGAUGUACACCAUAAAUAAAUAAAUAAAUCUAUAUUUUCUCCAUUUUCUCGCAAUAUUUAACUUGAAACCCAUCGAAAAAAGUAAGUCCACUUAUAACACCUAGUCAUAAACGCAUAAAUCAAAAAUCCAGAGCGUCAUGUCACAAGCAAGUGAAAAAUCAGAGUUCAAAACUGCGACAAACGAGACGAGUCAAUUGCAAUAUUUCAACAAUCUGGCGAGUGGAUCCUUUGGAUUGGUCAAAAAAGCGUAUCAUAAAUCAGAGGACGCCGUCAAAUAUGUCGUUCGUGAAACAAACGUAAUGCAGCAUUCUGCUCCUAUCAUUGACGUCACCAAAAAGGCUUACAAUGCAGUCAAAGACAAUGCACCUUCCAUCCCAAUGAAAGGAGCAGCGCUUGGUUUCACUACAGCCGCAAUAGGGUCAGCUGCUACGAUGAACAUGAUGGUGACGUCUGCAGCGAGCAAUGUUGGAAGCAAACUUGUACGGGCAUCAUGCAUCCGUAACUCUCUUUGGCUUUUCAACAAGCUGGGCUUGCCUAAUGCGAUGAGGGCAGGUGCCGUUUCCGCUGGAGUACACGCCAAUAAUUAUAUUAUAUCAGGUUUGAUUCCUGGUCUGUUCACCGCGUGGGCGGUCUACGAUGGAUACCGAUUGGCGAGGUUUGCUUACAAUAAGUACCAAGAGCAUCAGUGUGUUGAGACUGAUCCUUCAAACACUGCCGUUCAUAUGGCAUCUAAUCUUUAAAACAUGGCUCUGGUCAUUGUGUCCGCUUACAAUACUCUAAUAUGCAUGGCCGCAUGGGCCUCAGAUUUCGCAUAUUGUACGGAAAAUCUUAAAUGGAUUUAUAAUAGUGUUGUUUGUGGAACACUUCAUACUUCAUCCUAAUAAUAUUGGAAACUAAUGUUUCACCCUAUACUUUAUUAAAUGAAAAUAAAUGGAUUUAUGAAAAUGAAUAAAUAUUAUUUGGAUAAGAAAA